Pyrus x bretschneideri (Chinese white pear) is the source of this 2192-nucleotide messenger RNA. RefSeq lists its product as uncharacterized. Bases 80 to 2074 code for a protein of 664 amino acids. The record is from RefSeq and is a predicted model, not a curated record. Lineage: Eukaryota; Viridiplantae; Streptophyta; Magnoliopsida; Rosales; Rosaceae. The transcript has 5 exons.
AUGUAUGACAUGUUCCUUCCAACUCAUUGUUCUUCUUGUUCAUAAAUUCUUCCUUUCGUUAAUCUUUGCUAAUUAACAUAUGGAAUUUGAAUAUUUGGAGCAACCAAUCUUAAGAGAAAUCCAAUACUCCCCUUCCCCUACAGCAAUCAUCAGCAGCACUGGUACGACAUCAGCUUCUCCUGAUCAUCAAUCAUCAGAUUCAUCACCUUAUGAUGACUGCAACCGCGGCGGAGAAUCGUCAUUCUGUGCAACACUUGAGAUGGAGGAGGUGCCAAAGAGCGAGUCCGAGCAGCUAAGGCUGUCUUGGCUACGCUCUCAAGUCAUCGGUGCCGCUGCAGAAUUCGAUUCUCCUUUCGGGAGACGAGGACUCACCUACGCGGAUCACACUGCCUCCGGACGCUCUCUUCUCUACAUCGAAAACUUCAUCGUCAAAAAUGUCCUUCCCUUUUACGGGAAUACUCACACCUGUGACAGCUUCGUCGGAAACCGGACGACGAAAAUGGUGGGAGAAGCAGUCAAGUACUUGAAGAAAUGCUUAGGGGUUGGAGCAGAUGAUGCACUCUUGCUGUGCGGCCAAGGCACUACCUCAGCAAUCAAAAGGCUCCAAGAGGUGAUGGGCAUUGCAGUGCCGUCAACCCUAAGAGAUAGAAUACUGAGCAGUGAUUUGAUAGGCAUGGAAGAGAGGUGGUUGGUUUUCGUCGGCCCUUACGAGCACCACUCGAACCUCCUCUCGUGGCGGCAAAGCUUAGCUCAAGUGAUCGAGAUCGGUCUAGACGAGGAUGGCUUGUUGGACAUGGAGGCUCUUAGACUACAACUCGAGUCGUACAAGUACGCCAACCGCCCCAUUUUGGGUUCCUUCUCGGCUUGUAGCAAUGUCACCGGAAUUUAUUCGGAUACACGAGCAAUCGCUCGUCUUCUUCAUCAAUAUGGCGGCUUAGCAUGCUUUGAUUUCGCAGCAAGUGGGCCGUACGUGGAAAUUGAGAUGAGGAGUGGACAGAUGGACGGGUACGAUGGUAUUUUCCUGAGCCCACACAAAUUUGUAGGUGGGCCCGGAACCCCAGGCAUACUUGUGAUGAGCAAGGCACUGUAUCAGCUCAGGUCUUUUCCCCCGUCAACUUGUGGGGGUGGGACUGUUGCUUACGUCAAUGGCUUCAAUCCUGAGCAGGACACAGUGUACUGCGAGGACAUAGAAGAGAGGGAAAAUGGGGGUACUCCUCAAAUCAUCCAAACAAUCAGGGCAGCCUUGGCUUUCUGGGUGAAGGAAUACAUUGGUUAUCAAGUCAUUGAAAAGAAAGAGCAACUCCAUGUUAAAAGGGCACUAGAGAGGCUUCUCCCUAACCAAAACUUAUGGAUUUUGGGAAAUACGAGCACCAAAAGACUAGCCAUUUUGUCCUUCCUCGUUUAUUCUACGACCAAUUGCUCCUCAACGGCUGCCACAAAAACAGAUAUUGGCAGAGAGGGAGCUGACCAAGGGCUCUACAUGUGGGGAGAGACAGGAAACAGCAGAGGCAAGCCCCUUCAUGGGGGCUUCGUCGCAGCUCUGCUCAAUGAUCUAUUUGGUAUUCAGGCUCGAGGUGGCUGCGAUUGUGCUGCACCCUAUGGUCACAAUCUCCUCAAAAUUGAUCAAACUCUUUCACAUGCCUAUAGAUCUGCCAUUCAGAAGGGCUAUCUCGGAGUGAAACCAGGGUGGACUAGAAUCAGCUUUCCCUACUACAUGCCAAACGAUGAACUGGAGUUCAUUUUAGCUGCGCUGGAGUUCAUAGCUAUGUAUGGACAACGUUUUCUUCCUUUAUAUAACUUCAGUUUGAGAAGUGGAAGUUGGACUUACAAGAAGAAGGCACUUCAAGACCUAAUUGGGAAGACCAACUUCAACUUCGAUGUCAAUAGUUUGCCCAUCCAUGGGGACAAUGCUACACAGGGAAAGUCAUCUAAAGACGGAAACAACAAGCUGCUCACUAGAUUUUCUUUAUAUCUAGAAACUGCUACAAACAUUGCGAAUUGCUUGCCCAAGUUUCCUCCUCAGCGUAGGCUUCUGGAAGACAUAGACAUCGACAUGUUGUACUUCAGAGUCUAACAACAAUUCUUUCAUAUAUUUGUUAAUUUUUAUGAUACAUAGGGUUUCUUCGCAAUAUAAAAUAUGAACUUCAUAUUCGUUUAUCUAAAUUACAUUUAUAGACCUUGAAUUUUGAACA